CUCUAUCUAGGUAGAAAGUCAAAAUCGAAGCGGGCCGUAUCAUCUUUUAGUAUAAGUUCAAGUCAUCUCUCGAACAUCGAGGAAACCUAAGCAACCACUACCUACUCUACAUAUUCCCUCCCUACUCAACAUAUGUUACCAAUGCCGCUCCUCACCAUGUCGAAAGGGUACAACAGUGACGUGGAAGCCCUGCGUCAAAAAGAAUACCCGCAUAUGAAUGACGGGGUCUAUCUAGACCACAGCGGGGCGACUAUAUAUGCCAAAUCUACCAUUGAGUCGUUUUGCGCCAAAAUGGUCACCAACCUAUACGGAAAUCCACACUCGGAGAACUUCCCAGCCAAACUUUCCGGGGAUGUCGUUGAUCAGGUGCGGGAGAAGACGCUCAACUUCUUCGGCGCGGAUCCCGAGCACUUUGACCUGAUUUUCGUGGCGAAUGCUACCGCGGCUAUCAAACUUGUCGCGGACUCCUUUAGAGACCUCUCCGAGAAAACAAGUGACCGGAGGUUCUGGUACGGCUAUCACAAAGAUGCGCACACGAGCAUUGUGGGAGUGAGGGAAUUGACAUAUGGUCAAUCUUACUGCUUCCGAAGCGACCAGGAAGUGGAAAGGUGGCUGCGUUCCCCUGAGUCGUGUUUCGUCAACUGUUACCAUCCCGGCGGGUUGGGGCUCUUUGCUUACCCUGGGCAGUCCAACAUGUCCGGCAGGAGACUACCGCUCUCUUGGCCCGGAAUCCUGCGACAGUCAGAAUACUUACAGAACACCUACACCCUCCUUGACGCUGCCGCGCUAGCUAUGACAUAUCCUAUGGAAACCAUCUUUCGUGAUGUGGAUCAUGCGCCGGACUUCACCUGUUUGUCCCUAUACAAAAUCUUCGGCUUUCCAGAUAUUGGGGCUUUGAUUGUUCGAAAAGAAUCAGGACACAUUCUUACUCUCCGGAAGUAUUUUGGCGGAGGAACUGUGUCCAUGGUUGCGACAUUCGGCGAGAAUUGGCAUCGAUCAAAAGGCCUACAAGCACCCACUUACAAGCUUCACGAAGGCCUCGAGGACGGAACUCUUCCAUUCCACAGUAUUCUCGCCCUUGGAGAAGCGAUCGAUGUGCACAAGAAACUAUACGGGUCAAUGAGCAGGAUCUCCGAUCAUACGUCCUACCUCAUCUCUAGACUGUGUCGAGGCAUGGCUACUAUGCGCCAUUCCAACGGACGACCACUCUGCCGAAUCUACAACGAAAAUGGCAAUUUUGAUGAUUCGACAAAGCAAGGAUCUGCCAUUGCUUUCAACGUACUAAGGGCAAAUGGACAUCAUGUACCUUACUCUGAUGUCGAGCGUGCGGCCAAUUCUGCAGGCAUAUAUAUAAGAUCAGGAGGGGUCUGUAAUCCUGGCGGCAUCUUCACGGCGCUUGGAUAUGAACCGUGGAUGACUGAGCGCGCCCUAUCUGCCGGCCACCACUGUGGCUCACAUGGCAUAAGCAUCAUCCACAGACUUCCCACAGGAAUUGUUCGGGCCAGCCUUGGGGCCAUGUCGACUAAGCAGGAUGUAGACACAUUCCUCGAAUUCUUGCGGACGACAUUUCUUGAGGACGACGAGGAGUGGCCAGCCCCGUCCCGCACAACCGUUUUAUCUCCACGUUCCGAAGCCCUUGCCUUAGACCUUCCCGUCGAUUACACGACGAGUAACUUCCCCGACGUGCGGGAGGUCCCGCGCCCACGACCCAUGCCUCAUCACUUCUCGUCGGGCCCGGAAUCCGCUCCCAGAGUUACCCCGUUUGCGAUGAAUGACUUGAUCAACAACCUUGCCGCUGUCAAGUAAGCUGUUAGGGGCACAGCUAGCAACAGUGAUUUCCUAAAACGGCUUCUGUUUGCUUUGUUGGUGCUCCGAUGUCUGCUCGGCUCAUGUAUGAUCAAGUCAGGAGGUUGUAGAGCAACACACACUCACACUCGUUCAAGAGGAAAGACCGGUAUCACAAUGUAAUUCUUGAGGCAGAUCGGAUUUCUUUCUCCCUUUUCUGGCAUUGGAGUUGGUUUUCUUAUUAUAGCUAGGACGGGUGUGCACACCAUUCUGAUAAUGUUCCGGGUAAUAAAAGAAAAAGUGUAUUACAGGCAACGUUAUUAAUAGGCUUGCUGUUGGCUUCCUCUGAAAUUCAAGCAUCAUAUGUCCGACCCUCGUGCUCCCAGCAUACUACGGUAACACCGUAACCAAUACCACUACAUCUCCGACCUUCGAGUAUAGGUAGGGCGUUGGUUAUAGGGCUACGGGUUGAGCUUAUCCCACUCCAGCAAUUACGGAACACCUAUCCCGGUGAUUACCUGGGUAGAUGAUCAUUCGCUGAUACGUCUCAAUCACCGUUCCCUUCCUGGUAUAGCUACCCUAGCUAUAUAAACAAAUCGGAG
Annulohypoxylon truncatum is the source of this 2387-nucleotide messenger RNA. Its product is annotated as PLP-dependent transferase. The record is from RefSeq and is a predicted model, not a curated record. Gene Ontology annotation, molecular function: molybdenum cofactor sulfurtransferase activity. The coding region runs from base 133 to 1806 and encodes 557 amino acids. Gene Ontology annotation, biological process: molybdopterin cofactor metabolic process. NCBI's taxonomy places the organism in Eukaryota, Fungi, Ascomycota, Sordariomycetes, Xylariales, Hypoxylaceae. The transcript is spliced from 4 exons.